Molecule: messenger RNA, 1341 nt
Organism: Capronia epimyces CBS 606.96
Lineage: Eukaryota; Fungi; Ascomycota; Eurotiomycetes; Chaetothyriales; Herpotrichiellaceae
Product: acyl-CoA dehydrogenase
Exons: 2
Coding region: 1-1341 (446 amino acids)
Molecular function (GO): oxidoreductase activity, acting on the CH-CH group of donors; flavin adenine dinucleotide binding
Source: RefSeq, a predicted model, not a curated record
AUGGCUCCUACCACGCCCGCUCCCUUCUCCGAACCUCUCCUCCCGCAACUCGACCUCCCCGCCAAUCCCUACUAUACUGAGAAGCACCACCGACUCAGGGCAUUUGUACGUAACUACGUAGACACGGAGCUGGCACCGUACGCGCAAGAGUGGGAGGUAGCCGGGCAGGUUCCGGGAGACGUCCGUCUACGAUACUGUCAACUGGGGUUCUCCGUCGUCCAUCCUGUGGUAGAUGCCGCAGACGCCGGCGGAAUCCAGCUUCCUGGCGGAAUCGCCUACGAUGAAUGGGACACGUGGUGUGGAGUCAUUGUCGGCGACGAGUUCAGCCGUCUCGGAUGGUGUGGGCCAGUAUGGGGCCUCAACGGCGGCAACGCGAUCGGAUGUCCUCCGAUCAGCCGGUUCGGGACGAAAGAGCAGAGGCAGAGAUGGCUCCCUAAGGUGGCGAGAGGAGAGCUGAGGUUUUGCCUGGGCAUCACGGAGCCAGAUGGGGGCAGCGAUGUCGCCAACAUCAAGACCACUGCGGAGCGCAGAGGCGACAGGUACAUCGUCAACGGCUCGAAGAAAUGGAUCACCAAUGGCAUCUGGUGUGACUAUUGCACGGCGGCCGUACGCACAGGAGGGAAAGGCCACGGCGGCAUCAGUUUGUUGGUGGUGCCGUUGAAAGCGAAGGGCGUCACGACCAGGAGAAUGGAGAACCAAGGCGUCCAUGCGAGCGGCUCGACAUUCAUUAGCUUCGAGGACGUGCAAGUCCCCCUUUCCAACCUGAUCGGCCGCGAAAACUACGGCUUCCAGCUCAUCAUGUCCAACUUCAACCCGGAACGACUAGCUCUAGCCACGGCCGCUCUGCGCCUAGCUCGGGUCUGCGCACAAGAUGCCUACACGUACGCAUGCGACCGCGAGACAUUCGGCAAGCCGCUGAUCGAACACGCCGCGAUCAAGACCAAGAUCGCCACCUUUGGCCUUUUGAUCGAGCCCGCCCACGCCUUUCUCGAGCAGCUGUGUUACAUCAUCGAGACGGCGCGCGUGGCCGGCCCCGGCCCCGGCACCGGCAAGGAGAGGGACGUCAACGUCAACGUCAACGUCGGCGGCAUGACGGCCCUGCUCAAGGUCAUGAGCACCCGCUGUCUCGAACGCGUGUGUCGCGACGCCCAGCAGAUCAUGGGCGGCGCCGCAUAUGCCAGGACCGGCCGCGGCGCGCGCAUCGAGCAGAUCAGUCGGGACGUCAGGGUCCAUGUCGUCGGCGGCGGGAGCGAGGAGAUCAUGCUUGAUCUUGCCGUCCGACAGGAGGCGAGGGACGUCGGGCUGCGGGCGGCGAAACGUGCUUCGUCCUCUAAGUUGUGA